CCUUUUAAAUACUCAUCUUUAUCCAACAGUAGAAAGGGGAAUACAAAAAUGGUAAAAUCUUUUGAUCUAUUUUAGCUUUGCUAACUCUUAUUUACCCAUCUGUGAUACUAAGAAAAAAAAUGACUGCUUCACAUCAAGGAACUUGUUUAUGCGGAUCUAUCGAAGUCUCAUUCAAUGGUGAGCCAAAGAGAAACUUUAUUUGUUACUGUUCCGACUGUCGUAAAGGUUCUGGACAUUUAGGACAAUUCAUUUCUGAAUAUAACUCAUCUGACGUUAUUGUCACUGACAAGGACUCAAAAUUAAAAGAAUAUGUAGUCACCAAGACUAAGAGUGGUUUCCCAAAGAAAAAGCAGUUCUGUGGUGAAUGUGGUUCAACUGUACUCACUCUCCCAAUGAAGCAUAAUGGUGAAGUGGCUAUGGUUAGGCCAUCUCUUCUUGAUACUAAAUUUGCUUCUUUUGCUCCAAAUAAAGCUAUUUUCGGUGAUGCUAGAACUGAAUACACUAAAGGAAGUGAAUCUGAAUUCUACUAAUUAGUUUCAUAGGUCAAUUAUACAUUAUUAUUUCGCUAUCAACAUGUCUC
Messenger RNA from Scheffersomyces amazonensis, 580 nucleotides. Its product is annotated as GFA family protein. The transcript has a single exon. The record is from RefSeq and is a predicted model, not a curated record. The coding region runs from base 120 to 530 and encodes 136 amino acids. Lineage: Eukaryota; Fungi; Ascomycota; Pichiomycetes; Serinales; Debaryomycetaceae. Gene Ontology annotation, molecular function: carbon-sulfur lyase activity.